Schistocerca gregaria is the source of this 1807-nucleotide messenger RNA. Its product is annotated as crustapain-like. The transcript is spliced from 6 exons. Gene Ontology annotation, cellular component: lysosome. The record is from RefSeq and is a predicted model, not a curated record. Bases 109 to 1749 code for a protein of 546 amino acids. Gene Ontology annotation, molecular function: cysteine-type endopeptidase activity. Lineage: Eukaryota; Metazoa; Arthropoda; Insecta; Orthoptera; Acrididae.
AAUUAUGAGUAAAAAUUUUUGCCGGGUAAAUAUUUGGAUAAAUUAAAUGUAAAAAUUAGUUUUUGCUUAAACAGGCUCUUGAUAAGUUUCUCUGUCAUUAUACGUACAAUGGCUAGAGUAUCAGGUGCCACUCUGGCAUUGUUCCUCUGUCUAUGCUUAAGUGUAUUUGGAUAUAUAAAUGCGAAGUCCUUUCCCGUCUGGCCGGAUAAUGUUUCAUAUAGAGCGGAAUUCGAUCUCACGGAUUGGAUUGUGUCGAUGCCAAUCGAUGUAGCAAUUUCAACCGAUGAGUCGGGCGGAAGAAGUACCUGUUACUCCUUCUACAAUGACACCUUCUACAAUGGCUUGAAUACGUACUAUCGUAUGAGUGAUAAUAGCACCUACUUUAUAUAUCCCAAAAUCGACACACCUCAAUGCAACUACGAUGCUUCGAGUGAUUUGGCACUAGAUUAUCUACCUUCCGCAAAGUAUAACUGGGAACAUAUCAAAGAGGAAGAUGGCAUUGACUACUGGUCUUCUACUAUACAGGUUGCUCGUGACCACUUUGCUCGCUUUGUGUUCUUAUCUAGAGCGAGUGACAACGCACCAGUCCUUUUUCAAACUGAUUUGUACCCGAUUAGGGUCAGGUACUCUAACUACACGACUGGCAACAUAUCCAUCCCAUCAUUGCCUAGCAUUUGUGACGCAGGCUCGAGGGUUAGGAAAAAUGCACCGUUCCCCCACAUUACUUUCUUGUUGAAAGGGCUGAAUCAAAUGCUUAGCGCACCCCCUAGCCUGGAAGUAGCACAACAUCAUGAGUUUUCUAUGUUUAUUUUGAAGUAUUCGAAGACAUACAAGGAUGAAGAGGAAUAUAUGAAACGAUUAGAAAUAUUCAAACAGAACUUAGAAGUAAUUAACGAACACAACAGAAGGGUAGAUUCAACUUAUUCUCUGGGUGUCACGAAGUUCUCAGAUCUGAGUGGAGAAGAAUUUAGAAUGUUGCAGUCAAACAAUCGUCUUAAAGAGUCACCAAGGCUCAAAAAAGAGAUGAUAAGGAAAGGAGUAGAGGUUCACAAGAGAAGCGAUUCAAGCGCUCUUCCAGCCAGUGUUGACUGGACUAAAAAGCAGGGAAUGGUCAAUUCAAUAAAGGACCAGGGACUGUGUGGAAGCUGUUGGGCUUUUGGUUCUAUCUCGGCCUUAGAAAGUGCUUGGGCUAUCAAAACAGGAAAUUUGUAUUCUCUUUCGGAGCAGCAAGUUAUUGAUUGCGUGUGGACGUCGAGCUUUGGCUGUGAUGGCGGACUUCCUACCGACGCUUACGAUUGGAUAUUGAAUCAUGGGAUUUCUUUCGAAUCUUCUCAACCUUAUUUGAUGUUAGACGGGUUCUGUGAAUACCGAUACGACACUCAAGUUAAGCUUAAGAAAUAUGUAUUGGUUAGCCAGGACACAUCUGAUAUCAUGGAUGCGCUAGCCAAUCACGGACCAGUCGCAGCUGCUAUGUAUGCAGGUGACGACAAAUUUAGGUUCUACACUGGCGGCAUAUUCGAGUCUACAUCAUGCAACUACUGUGGACCAGAUGAUCUCGAUCAUGAGGUUUUGAUCGUUGGUUAUGGUACAGACAUCUCACCCUACGGAGUCGAAAUGCCCUACUGGUUGGUCAGGAAUUCUUGGGGACCUCACUGGGGAAUAGAAGGCUACUUCAAACUCGCGCGUGCCGAUGAUGGUAAAAACAGUGGCUGCUGCAUCAACCUAGAUGUUUUAUAUCCUGUAGUUUAAUCAAACGAUAUGCAGCCCUCUCUAUACCAAAUAAACUACUGACUCGUUGGUUAUGAAA